Molecule: messenger RNA, 1215 nt
Organism: Condylura cristata (star-nosed mole)
Lineage: Eukaryota; Metazoa; Chordata; Mammalia; Eulipotyphla; Talpidae
Gene: PRR19
Product: proline rich 19
Exons: 3
Coding region: 89-1180 (363 amino acids)
Source: RefSeq, a predicted model, not a curated record
GGAUUCUCCUCUCCGCUCAUCUUGGCGUCGCAGCUCCUGCUAGGAAGAGCGAGCAAAGUCGCGGGGAGCGUUCCCGGAGGAGGACACCAUGGACCCCCGGGGACCAGGUCCUCAGCCUUUCCAGCGGCCUGAGAAAUCUGGUCGCGUUCGCCGUCGGAAGACCAGGCGAGAGCGUAAUGAGGCCCUGGUGGGCAAUCGCUGGCCACUGGCCCAUCAGGAUCCUCCAGGGGCCAAUAGGAAUCCACCUGUGACUCUUCUGGAUCCAGUGGCCCCUAGUGCCCCCAAGCUUGUUGUCAUAACCCAGGGUCGGUUGAGCCGGGAGCACAGGGGUCUCUUCAGCCAUGAGGUGAAAUCCCUGGAUGUGGCACGACUGCUUAGCAGUGGGUCCCUGGAGCCCAGCACCCUUGUUCUCCCCACUAAGCCCUCCCCAAGUCCAGGCAGGGCCCAAGAACCAGGUCCACAGUCAAGGGGCAAGGAGAACCAGGUGCCUGGAGGCUCUGGCCCAGGCCCACCCAGUCCCCCAGAGUUCCCUGACUUGGGGCAGCUUCUGGGGGAGCUGCAGUGCCAGCUGACUCUGCCACAAGCCUUUCCCAGGAGGAACCUAGUGCAAGAGGCCAGGGAUGCCAUCAUGGGCACCUUGCAGGCCUGCCAUGGCUGUGUACCUGACCUUACCCAGGUGCUCCAGGGCUGCCAGUCACCUUUGCCAGGGACCAAGCCUGGGGGACCUGAGAGGCGAAGGAUGACACCCUCUUGGAUCAACAGUCCUGAGCAGGCACCAGGGGCGGGGAGGCAGAGAAGGCUACAGGGGACAAAAGAGGUCACCUUCACCAUGCCUCACACUUCCAGCACUCCCACUGCGCACAGGGUGAGCCAGGCACCACCAAAAGCUUCCUGGCCACCUUCCUUGCCUUCUCUGCCUUCACCAUCUGGGGCAGCCUGGGGCCCCCCAACAGCUUUUGACCUGCUGAAAAGCAUCUGGCUGGUAGCCACACCACCCCCACCCCGGCCCUGGGUGGUUGGCUUACCACAGCCCCUGCCGCAGCCACCCUCACCCCUGUUGCCCCGAACCUCAGCCCUGGAUUGGAGCCCCAGCCCUCCUGCCCCACUGCCCAGCCUCUCCUGGGUGGUGGCUCAGAGCAGCCCUGAGGCUUGGUCCUUUCCACCCAUGAGACUGUACUAAGGGACUGAGACUGGGCUGAGGGUGGGAAUCCUGAA